AUGGCGGAACCGAACGAUUCUCGGAUUCGAGAGACUACCGUGACUCUGCCUCCACGCCCACGGCCGGCCGGCGACAGUGAAACGACUCCCGCGAUCCAUACCGCCAUGCCCGCGGGCGUGCUCUCACCAGGGAUUCAGGUUGAACUAUAUGGCGAUCACCAUGACAGGCCGUCUCCAAUUCAUCCCCGCUCGGCGCCAGCAACUGUGCAAAGUUUCUCAAGCCCCAUGAGACACCAUAAAAGGACCCCUUCGGCUCACCGCGAGAUCAAGGAAACCCUUAACGCGCGAUCUGAAUACACCAAUGAAGACGCCGAGGGCCGCUCGCAUCACCACCUCAACCAGUACGUUAUCAAAGACGAGAUUGGCCGGGGCUCCUACGGCGCAGUCUACUUGGCCAACGACCAGUUCGGUACUGAAUACGCUGUCAAAGCGUUCUCCAAAACUCGCCUCCGAAAGCGUGCCCAGUCCGAUGUACUCCGCCGCGGCCCACGACAAAUUGGGCGCUUCCACCGGGCUGGUUUUGGCGCCCCUGAUGCCCCCGUUGCGGGCUUCACGGCCCAGCAAGCUAAGGAGGCGAAAGAUGCCCUUUUUCUGAUCCGCGCCGAAAUCGCCAUCAUGAAGAAGUUGAAUCACCCCAACCUCGUCCAGUUGAUCGAAGUUUUGGACGACCCCGAUGACGACACCUUAUACAUGGUGCUCGAGAUGUGUAAGAAAGGGGUCGUCAUGAAGGUAGGCCUCAGUGAGGCUGCAACGCCCUAUGAAGAGGAGCAAUGCAGGCACUGGUUCCGAGAUCUUAUCCUCGGUAUUGAGUAUUUGCACUCUCAGGGGGUUGUCCACCGUGACAUCAAGCCUGAAAAUCUUUUGCUCACCGAGGACGACGUCCUGAAAAUCGUCGAUUUUGGCGUGUCUGAGAUGUUUGAGAAACCUGGUCAGAUGCGGACCGCCAAAUCGGCAGGCUCGCCGGCUUUUCUCCCGCCCGAACUGUGUAUGGCCAAGCAUGGGGACAUCUCGGGCAAGGCAGCCGAUAUUUGGUCCAUGGGGGUGUCCCUGUACUGUCUUCGUUACGGCAGAAUCCCUUUCAAUCGGGACGGUGUGCUCGAGAUGUAUGAGGCCAUUAAAACGGAGACGCCUAAGCUGCCCCCAGACGAAAACCCGGAUUUUGUUGAUUUGAUGGGGAAAAUGCUUGAGAAGGACCCCGAGAAGAGGAUAGAAAUGGCCGACCUGAGGGAACAUCCAUGGGUGACGAAACAAGGGACGGACCCCCUUCUCAGCACUGAAGAGAACUGCUGUGACCCGCUCACCUCACCCAACUCUCUUGAACUCAACCACGCCUUCACUCGCAAGAUGAGCCACCUCAUCUGUGUGAUGAAAGCCAUCCACAAGUUCAAGAGCCUCCUUGCCCCACGCCAAGUCCGCAAACCCCCAAACACCCUCCACCCAAACAGUAUCACUCUCACUCCUCCGUCUUCUCCGCCUGGCGAGAAAGCGCGGCCCGAACCAGCCAUCUCCAACGCAGACCUCGCUGCCCAACUGCUCCGCCAGCGUCGAGAAUUCCACGCCAAAGGCGGUAAAGCCAGCUUCGAUCUGCUGCUCGGCCAGCCUCUAACCGCCUCGCCAUCCCUGAUCUCAACCGGCUUCACGUCAGCCACCGCGACCGCGACCGCGACCACGGCCACCGGCACCAGUACAGCAUCUCCACAGUUACCAUCGGCCAAUCAUGACAGUAGCCAGAUCCAAGCCAACGAACAACACCCAGCAACGGGCGCUCCAGCGCAUCCACCUCCGCACCUAGGCAUCGGAACAGGCGGCAUUGAUGACUUCCCCAGUCCCAACGGCGCCCCACACCCCUCAUCAGCCAAAGACAAUAACACCACCAACAACAACAACACCACUACUAACAGCAGCGAGGACGCAGCCACCUACGUCGUCUCCGACUCCCCCACAGUCGUCGACUUCAACGUCUACGACCGCGCCUUCGAAGCCGAGGUCGAACGCAUCAAGCGAUCGACAAGCCGGCGGGGUAGGGGGGGUAGAGGGUUCCCUCAAAGAGGCGCCGCCUCAUCGGUACCUGUGCCAGGGCGGGGGCCUGGGCAAGGCCGGGAUCAUGAUAGCCAGUGUGAUGGCGCCGGCAAUGCGGGGCCGGAGGAAACGGAGGAGGAGGUUGGGGCGGGCGUGAUUUACCAGACGAAAUUUAGUGAACGCGGUAGAGGUAGUAAGUACGGCGGCGGCGGCGGCAGCACGGGGAACGUGGGUCGCCCGUGGGGUCUUGGUCUCGGCGGUAGUCUCGGUGGUGGUUUCGGUGGACGAGAAGGGGUAGGAAGGGGGCCGGGGCCGAGGAAUGGUCUCGGGAUGGGCCUGGCGGAACUUGUUGCCAAGGCUGUGGCUGCUAAUGCUGAGGGAAAUAAGCAGGAGAGUGGGAGUGGGAAUAUCGCGGAGGAGGUUAAGAAUGACGGCGAUGUUGACAUGGAAAUUCAGUAG
Messenger RNA from Dichotomopilus funicola, 2478 nucleotides. Its product is annotated as kinase-like domain-containing protein. The transcript has 7 exons. Gene Ontology annotation, cellular component: cytoplasm. The record is from RefSeq and is a predicted model, not a curated record. Lineage: Eukaryota; Fungi; Ascomycota; Sordariomycetes; Sordariales; Chaetomiaceae. The coding region runs from base 1 to 2478 and encodes 825 amino acids. Gene Ontology annotation, biological process: intracellular signal transduction; protein phosphorylation. Gene Ontology annotation, molecular function: ATP binding; protein serine/threonine kinase activity.